AUGUCGCACAGCUGCGGAUUCUGUGGCAAGAUGUUCCCUUCAAAGGGAAGCGUCAAAAAGCAUAUAUCUAUUCGCCCUGAAUGUAAAGAAAAAUGGGAGUCAAUGGUGGAAGACACAGACAGCGAAGGUGGCCUACCGGACCUCUCAUUCAAUCAUUCAUCUCCGCUUCGCCGCUCACGCUCAACAUCUUUCGAUCCUCAUGACAACCCAGCAGCCUCAAAACUUGGCGGGGAGGAAUGGGAACUUGUGGAAUGGCUUACCAGAAGCCUUGGGCAGACCCGUACAGACGAGUUCCUGAAGUUACCAAUAACUCGAAACCGAACACAGCCGUCCUUUCACAAUAACCAAUCCUUCCUGCAGAAAGUUGACAAGCUUCCACAUGGACCUGCGUGGAGUUGCAAGAAGGUCAGCAUUCAGGGAAACCAAACCAAUGAGAAUGGCCGGUUAUUGCACGAGGAUGUCGAGCUUUGGACACGGGACCCUGUAGAGUGCAUCAGAGAUCUCAUCGGUAAUCCUCUAUUUAAGGAACACAUGGUAUAUGCACCAGCACGAGCAUACAAGGACCACGAAGGACUUCACCGCGUCAUCGAUGACAUGUGGAUGGUGGACUGGUGGUGCGACAAACAAAAACAACUGCCGAAAGGUGCAACUAUUGCACCUGUCAUUCUCGCGUCAGACAAGACAUGUCUGUUGCAGUUCCGAGGUGACAAAUCUGCGUGGCCUGUGUAUCUUUCGAUAGGGAACAUCGCAAAAGAAAAACGAAGGGAGAUGUCAGCGCGAGCAACAGUUUUAAUUGGGUACUUACCGGCAGGCAAGCUCGAUUGUUUCACAUCGGAUUCACGAUCCCUUGCUAGUUACAACUCUUCCACCAUUAACGAGACGGUGUUGAAAUGGUCUGUGCCGACUCGAUGGUCUGUCGAAUAUACCCGAUCCUUGCAGCUUAUGUGGCGGAUUUUCCGGAACAAUGUCUUGUGGCAUGUUGCAAAGAGAAUCGCUGCCCAAAGUGCCUGGUCGCGGCAGAUGAAAGAGUUGAUAAAAGAGAUCUUAGAGAAGCAAAAAAAGGGUCAACAUCCAAAUGAAUUCAAAGACUUUGGAUUACGCACUGUCUACAGUCCUUUCUGGGCCAAUCUCCCGCACACAGACAUAUUCCUUGCUUUUACACCUGACCUCCUACACCAGCUCCACAAGGGCGUCUUCAAAGAUCACUUGGCAAUACUGGACUAUCCAGGUCUUCGGCACUUCAAAAAAGGAAUAUCAGCAGUAAAACAAUGGACGGGCACGGAACACAAACAAAUGCAACGUGUUUUCGUAGGGUUACUUGCUGGCGCUGUCCCAAGUCAAGUCCUGGUAGUCGCACAAGCUAUCUUAGAUUUUUCUUACUUUGCACAGCUCCGAACACACACAUCUGACACCCUUGAAUAUCUGGAGAACGCCCUUGCAGUAUCAGCCCAUACUGUCAUAUUGAUAUAUCCAAACUGGCUUAUUAGCCAAAAACCCUGA
This is a messenger RNA of Suillus subalutaceus, 1500 nucleotides long. RefSeq lists its product as uncharacterized. The record is from RefSeq and is a predicted model, not a curated record. The transcript has 8 exons. Bases 1 to 1500 code for a protein of 499 amino acids. Lineage: Eukaryota; Fungi; Basidiomycota; Agaricomycetes; Boletales; Suillaceae.